AUGAAUAUUAAUCACAUCGCAAAGAAGCCAUUCUUUGAUUUAUUCUAUAGAUCACCAUGCAUGGCUCUUAUGCUCAGAGCAGCCUUCCAUGAUGCUGGUACUUUCUGUAAAAACUCAAAAACUGGGGGACCUAGAGGUACUUUAAGACAUAGUCACGAUUUGGAUAGACCUGAAAACGCUGGACUUGAUUUUGCGAUGGACUAAAUUGAGGAAAUCAAGGAUGAAGGAAACCAUAUCACUGCUAUGCUUUCAUAUUCAGACUUGAUCUAAUUAGGUGGUUACACAGCAGUUGAGUAUACUGGAGGUCCAGUUAUGCUAUUCAGAAUGGGUAGAAAAGAUGCUGAAGAUCAUGAUGAGCACACUCCAGAGGAUAGACUUCCAGAUGUCAGAGAAGGAAGCAGCAAUAUUCUUACUAAGAUGCAUAGAAUGGGUUUCACAACAUAAGAAUUUGUUGCCUUGAUGGGAUCCCACACUCUUGGUUUCGCUCAUCAAGAUAGAACUGGCUUCCAAGGCAGAUGGACUCAAAAUCCCCAUGUCUUCGAUAACACUUACUAUAAGGAAGUGCUACUUGGAGAAAGAUCUAAGUUCCUCAAGACUCCUGUAGAGCACAUGCUUGCUCAAAAUUCUGAGAUGAAGAAACUUUGCGAGGCUUAUGCCUAAGAUUAAAAUCUAUUCUUUGAGCACUACGCCCUAGCUCAUGUUAAGAUGAGUGAACUCGGCCAAGAGGAACAUUUACUCAGUGAAUUUGAAGAGAAUCAACCAAAAUACAAGCUACCAGAGAGCUCAUACCUCUAGCUAAAUUCUUUCUCUGACCCACAAAAAUAUUGA
Stylonychia lemnae is the source of this 828-nucleotide messenger RNA. NCBI's taxonomy places the organism in Eukaryota, Ciliophora, Spirotrichea, Sporadotrichida, Oxytrichidae. The record is from the annotation of a GenBank genome assembly.